This is a messenger RNA of Plasmodium cynomolgi strain B, 419 nucleotides long. RefSeq lists its product as hypothetical. The transcript is spliced from 2 exons. The record is from RefSeq and is a predicted model, not a curated record. The annotation marks the transcript as partial. NCBI's taxonomy places the organism in Eukaryota, Apicomplexa, Aconoidasida, Haemosporida, Plasmodiidae.
CAAAAGAUAUUAUGAGGGGAAGAACAUAAAUAACAGACAUGUUUAUGGUAAACUUUUUGAUUUAGUAUCUGAUCCAUGUCGUUGUUAUUAUUCUGACACAAAUGAAGGGUGGAAAGAGGAAAAAGACUUGCACGAUUAUUUUAAAAAUUUCGAGUUUUUAAAAAGUAAUGCUUGUAAUAAAAACAAUUGUGAAGAGUAUUUGAAAUACGUUACCUAUGUUAAUAGGAUUUAUCGAACGUACUAUGAUAAAGUCAUUGGAUGUUGUGAUUUUGAACCUAUGCCGUCCUAUUGCGAAUCUUAUUUUACUUGCGACGAAAAAUAUGAUCCGAGUGCGCUUAUACCUAUUUUAAAGUAUGCACAUGAGAAAUCAAGUAGGGGCGAAGAUAACAUAGUUAAAGAUGUUGUAAUGGAAAAACGUG